AUGUCCACCGCGACGGAGACACAGUCCAUAAGUCGCGCCCGUCGAGCAAACUACUCUACCACCACCAAGGCCGAAGACAGAGGUACAUCGGAAGAGCUGGACCACCAAAAACGAUCUGCUGAAGACAAAUUCUUUUGGACAUACACGGAGGAACCUCACCGCACACGGCGGCAAGCUAUCAUAAAAUCACACAAGGAAAUCUUGCAGUUGUGCGGUCCAGAACCCCUGACAAAAUAUGUCGUCCUCUUCGUCGUUUUGUUACAAGUUUUCUGCGCCUAUCUCCUCAAGGACUCCCCUGUUUUCUCAUGGCGGUUCUUCCUUACGGCAUACAUAGUUGGCGCCACUGCGAACCAGAAUCUCUUCCUCGCUAUCCACGAGAUCAGCCAUAAUUUGGCGUUCCGGACAGCCAUUUACAACAGACUUCUGGCCAUCUUCGCAAAUCUUCCUAUCGGGGUACCAUACUCGGCUGGGUUUCGACAGUACCAUUUGACCCAUCACAAGUCGUUGGGCGUGGAUGGUGUCGACACAGAUCUCCCUACAGCACUUGAAGCAAUCUUCUUGGACUCAGUCUUCGGCAAGGCAUUCUUUUGCACCUUCCAACUCUUGUUUUACGCCAUUCGUCCGAUGAUGGUGUACAAGAUUCCCUUUGGACCAAUUCACUAUUGCAACAUCGCUGCUCAAGUUGUCUUCGAUAUUCUGAUCGUUCGGUAUCUGGGCUGGAAAGCUUUGUCCUAUUUGAUCAUGAGUUCAUUCCUGGCUGGUUCGCUCCACCCGUGCGCUGCACACUUCAUCUCAGAGCAUUAUGUCUUGGCCAAAUCCACUCUGCAGCUCGGAAAGGUUCCGAAAGAUGUACCUAUUCCUGAAACAUAUUCUUACUACGGCCCGCUUAACGUUCUCACUUACAAUGUUGGGUAUCAUAACGAACACCACGACUUUCCAGCUAUCCCUUGGACUCGAUUACCCAAGGUCUAUGAAAUUGCAAGAGAGUUUUAUGAGCCUUUGCCGUGUCACAAAAGCUGGCCUUUGGUGUUAUGGCAGUUCAUCACUGACAAGGAAGUCGGGUUGUGGUGUCGAGUCAAGAGAUCAGAAGGUGGACGCAUCGUAGGAGGUUGGCAAGAUGCUGAGGUACAGAGUUGA
Molecule: messenger RNA, 1137 nt
Organism: Fonsecaea monophora
Lineage: Eukaryota; Fungi; Ascomycota; Eurotiomycetes; Chaetothyriales; Herpotrichiellaceae
Exons: 1
Coding region: 1-1137 (378 amino acids)
Biological process (GO): ceramide biosynthetic process
Cellular component (GO): membrane
Molecular function (GO): sphingolipid delta-4 desaturase activity
Source: RefSeq, a predicted model, not a curated record